This is a messenger RNA of Nerophis ophidion (straightnose pipefish), 754 nucleotides long. It is a transcript of the gene selenoe, whose product is annotated as selenoprotein e. NCBI's taxonomy places the organism in Eukaryota, Metazoa, Chordata, Actinopteri, Syngnathiformes, Syngnathidae. The transcript is spliced from 5 exons. The record is from RefSeq and is a predicted model, not a curated record.
UGGAUUCUGAAUGGAAUGGUCACCCCAGGAGUCGGAUGGAAAGGUGAGUGUGUGGCGUGGAGCAGGUGUCGCGUGGGAAAAGACGAUAAGGGCACAGGUGUGAGCCGUGAGGUCAUCAGACCUGCACAAAACCAGCGAGCGGUAUGGUCCUGCGUGGGAGUCCUCCAGGUGGAUUGGAUCAGACCGCUCGGAGACAUGUGGGCCUUCCUGGCGCUUGCCCUCGUGGCAGUGGUGGCGGCGGCGGCGUCAGAAGUGAACCAGGAGACGGUCAUCGCGAGAGGGAAACUGCUGGCCCCCAGCGUGGUCGGGUGAGGCAUCAAGAAGAUGCCCGAGCUGCAUCACUUCCUGAUGGAGCGCUGGGCGCUGUAUCACAACCUGGAAUACGACUCCUCGGAGGAGACCAGUCCCAGGUUGAUGUUUUACAACGAGAAGGACGAGAUGGUGAAGAGUGUUCCCGUGAAGGACAUGACGGCGGACGAGAUGAGCGGCCUGUUGGACUCUCUGGGCUUCUACAAGCGGACCCAGAAGGGGGAGGAAGUCCCGGACCAGUUCCAGCACUUGCCCUUACCAGUCCCCAGGGACGAGCUCUGACCUGGACAAACGCUUGCGAGCGCGUCCCGCCCUCAGCAUUCAUGACGGACGAGACCUCAAGGCUCCCAAAAAGACCCGGUCCUGUCCUGAAGACCCGCUGGGCCCGAUGCACUUUGCCGCUUGGAAAGUCCGCCUUCUGAAUAUAAAUGUUACACAACAACCA